CUCUCCUCCGCCUGUAAAUUGAAUGAAUGCAGAAAGGAAGGAACUUCAUCAAAGCCAUUCGUAGAAGCUUCUUCACUCCCAUUUCUCAGAUGGAUCAAACCGCGCGUUACCGUUACAGCCCAACUUUGAAAUGGAACCCUGUGGUUGAAGAAUACUUCAUUAAAGCAUACGGAGCUGAUCAUUUCUCUCGUAUUUCCACUGCACUCACGCGCCCAUCAUGUUACUCUUGCAUCCGGGUGAAUACGCUCAAAUCGACAAGUGAUGCAGUUAUGGAGAAGCUUUUGGAAAUUUUUAAGGAAAGAGGAAUGCUCGAUGUCACAGUUCAAGAAUCUACUAUUACACAGAAGCCGGAUAAUUGUCGUAAGGCAACCUUAGAAUGCACUGGAAGUGCAGAAUCUCUUAAGGCCAUCGAAAGUAUUUCAAAGUGUCAAUUUCCUGGUAUGGACUAUGUAGUUUUUGUUAAAGGUUCAGGACCACAUGCUAUACAUUAUGGGUACAAUGAAGGCAAACCUCUUAAGGAGGUAAUUGUGAGCCGAAAGUGUGCGGAGGCAGUUCUUCGUGGUGCUCAAGUUUAUGUGCCUGGUGUUUUGGCAUGCAGUGCUCAUGUCGAAAGAGGUGAUGCAGUUGCAGUUUCAGUUGCUGUGGAACAGUCUGCUCCAGAUGGUGGAUGGGGUGUUGCAAUGACACGUGGCACUGUUCUACAAGGAUCACAAGCAGAUCCUUAUUAUUUUGAAAGAGAUGGCUUCUACAUUGGCCAAGGAACAGCAAUGAUGUCAAGAGCUGGGUUAUUUCGUGUAUCUGAAGGAGUUGCGGUGGAUAUGAAGGAAAGAGUAUUUAGACUGCCCUCCUUUUAUGAUUUGCUUGAGGGUGAGAUUUUUCUUCAGAACCUGCCAAGCAUAAUAACUGCACACGCCUUAGAUCCUCAACCAGGAGAGAGAGUAUUGGACAUGUGUGCAGCUCCAGGGGGCAAAACCACAGCAAUAGCAAUCCUUAUGAAGGACAAAGGGAAGGUUGUUGCUGUUGACAGAUCUCAUAAUAAGGUGCUUGGAAUUCAGAAAUUGGCGGCUGAGAUGGGGAUAGGCUGUAUAACUACAUAUAAGCUUGACGCACUGAAGUCUGUUUGUCAUGGAGCUGAAUCUGAUAAUUUGCCUAACACAUGCUUUAGCGAGGAUGUUCAAAACAUGCAAAAAUCAGAUUUAUUAUCCACUGAUAUAGAUGGAUCUGAUGAAAAGUUACUAUAUCAAAAGAAUUUCAAUGACUUGCAGCUGAAGGAUGGUCAGUACACUAGCAAAGCUGAACUGCGGAAACGUAUCAGGAAACUCAAAAAUGGGCCAGGAAGAAAUCACACUGCAGGUGGGAGGGUUGAAAAGUCUAAAGGUUUUUCUCCCAAUAGCUUUGAUCGUGUGCUCCUUGAUGCUCCUUGCUCUGCAUUAGGUUUAAGACCUCGUCUCUUUGCUGGAGAGGAUACAAUUGAUUCGUUGAGGAGUCAUGCCAAAUAUCAGAGACGAAUGUUUGACCAGGCUGUUCAGCUUGUUCGCCCAGGUGGAGUUAUUGUCUAUUCCACAUGUACGAUAAACCCUGGUGAGAAUGAAGCGUUGGUUCGAUAUGCAUUGGACACGCACAAGUUUCUCUCGUUAGCAUCACAGCAUCCAAAAAUUGGAGGACCUGGCCUCACUGGUAGUUGUCAAUCACCUGAUGGAUUUAUUGAGGAAUGGUUAAAGCCCGGCGAGGAAAAUCUUGUUCAGAGAUUUGAUCCGUCAUCCGACCUUGAUACGAUAGGAUUUUUCAUAGCCAAGUUCAGUGUUGGAGACAAAAACAUCUGAGUUGAAUGUGAUGCAACUUUGGGAACCAGAUUUGGCAGUGAAACUACAUGAACUUCGAUGAUGCAAGUUCAGGCCCAAUGUAGUAACUUGUUAUAUUGCAGAAUCAGUUGGUGAAACUGUGAAUGCAGGAUAGACUAGGCAUAUACUGAUCGUCCUGUAAGAGAACUGACAAUCUUAUAUUUUGUCAGUAUUUGAAUUCUUCUUGCCAAAUUCUGCAACUUCCAAGGAUAAAACAACUCACUGAUUGCACUAAAAAGCGUUUAAUCGUUACGACUUC
Messenger RNA from Nicotiana attenuata, 2100 nucleotides. RefSeq names its product putative methyltransferase NSUN6. The transcript has 13 exons. Gene Ontology annotation, molecular function: RNA binding; methyltransferase activity. Gene Ontology annotation, biological process: RNA methylation. The record is from RefSeq and is a predicted model, not a curated record. NCBI's taxonomy places the organism in Eukaryota, Viridiplantae, Streptophyta, Magnoliopsida, Solanales, Solanaceae. Bases 27 to 1823 code for a protein of 598 amino acids.